This is a messenger RNA of Diachasma alloeum, 3502 nucleotides long. RefSeq names its product dynamin-like 120 kDa protein, mitochondrial (gene Opa1). The record is from RefSeq and is a predicted model, not a curated record. Gene Ontology annotation, biological process: mitochondrial fusion. The coding region runs from base 222 to 3149 and encodes 975 amino acids. NCBI's taxonomy places the organism in Eukaryota, Metazoa, Arthropoda, Insecta, Hymenoptera, Braconidae. Gene Ontology annotation, cellular component: cytoplasm; microtubule; mitochondrial membrane. Gene Ontology annotation, molecular function: GTPase activity; GTP binding; microtubule binding. The transcript is spliced from 10 exons.
UGCCGUUCGAUGUGUGGAACGAGGUUGGGGGUUACGAUUAUAUGAUUCUUCCUGGAAAUAUCAAAAUGAAAUUCAUCUGCAGAUGAACUAGUCCCCGUGUUUCGGUUAAUUAUUCAAGACUCCUAGGGUUUGUGGUACAUACAUGCUCGACCCUCUGUGGAUUUAUUUUAAUGAAUAUCAAAUUGCUGAGAGUGACAAGAGGUUCGAGAUAGAUCGUGAAAAUGAAGCAAAUUUUGAGUGGAAACUUUGGACACAGCAUUUUGCUGAUAUCCAAAAGCUCUCGUCACCCGAUAUCUGUGAUCACAACGAGAAACUUGAUGUCUGGAAAAUUGAGUAGAUUUUACAGACCUCUGCUAUGUACCCCCCAAUCCCGAUAUUUCAUCAAUCCAAAUCGUGGAUAUGCGAUGAUAGUGGGUCGAGUGCUGAGGGGAGUCCUCAAGAUUCGGUAUUUAUUGCUGGGGGGUGCUGUUGGGGGUGGUGUGACCCUUCAGAAGAAAUAUGAGCAAUGGAAGGAGGGUCUGCCAGGGCUCGAGUGGAUGGACAAUGUCAUGCCAACUGAGCAGCAGUGGCAGAACUUCAGGGGAUCGUUGAUAGAUAUUAAGAAUACUCUCGCUGAUAAAAUAGAAAUUGAUCCUCGAAUAAAGGAAUACAGUGAAGCCAAAUAUCGAGAAUACAAAUACUGGUUCAAUCAGAGAUUAGAGGACGCAAUUAAGGCAGCUGAGACUCAAAGAUUAGAGGAGCAAAAUGGGGAUACGUUGUCGAGUAUAUUCGAUGCACUCAGAGCCAUAGCAAACCAAGUGUAUUCAGAUACAAAAAAGGAGUUGGCGAAGAGUUCAGUGGCAUAUGCAAGACCCUUGAGCAGUGAUUACGACGAUGAUCGGAAAAAAGCUCAAUCUUCGCAACAGAGGAUGGACGCAAUGCAGGAUGAACUGAUGCAGAUGCAAUUGAAGUAUCAACGUGAACUGGAGAGACUUGAACGUGAGAAUAAAGAAUUGAGGAAGCAAAUGCUGCUGAAAGGAAAUCAGAAGAUCAAUAGUCGAAAAAUUAAGAAAUCUCUUAUAGACAUGUACAGUGACGUUCUGGACGAGUUGAAUGAUUAUGACAGUGCUUACUCGACAGCUGAUCAUCUACCAAGAGUUGUGGUGGUGGGUGAUCAGAGUUCUGGGAAGACUUCUGUACUGGAGAUGAUUGCCCAAGCAAGGAUAUUCCCAAGGGGUGGUGGUGAAAUGAUGACGAGGGCGCCCGUGAAAGUGACCCUCAGCGAGGGUCCCUACCACAUCGCUCAGUUCAAAGACAGCUCUCGAGAGUUCGACCUCACGAAAGAAUCCGAAUUAGCAGAAUUGAGGCGUGAAGUUGAGCUGAGAAUGAAGAACAGCGUGAAGAAUGGGAAGACAGUCAGUCAGGACGUGAUAUCGAUGACGGUCAAGGGCCCUGGACUCCAGCGAAUGGUUCUCGUUGAUCUCCCUGGGAUCAUCAGCACUGUUACUGUUGACAUGGCUGAGGACACCAGGGAUGCUAUUCGUCAGAUGACCCAGCAGUACAUGAGCAAUCCAAAUGCCAUUAUUUUGUGCAUUCAGGAUGGUUCUGUGGACGCUGAGAGGAGCAAUGUCACUGAUCUUGUUGCGCAGAUGGAUCCUACUGGAAAAAGAACUAUUUUUGUUCUCACGAAGGUGGACAUGGUAGAGGAGAACCUCACGAAUCCGGACCGGGUCCGUAAGAUCCUCUCAGGCAAGCUCUUCCCCAUGAAGGCCCUGGGCUACUUCGCAGUGGUGACAGGCCGAGGUCGUGCGGACGACAGUAUCCAAACGAUAAAAGACUACGAGGAGAAGUUCUUCAGGAACUCAAAGCUCUUCAAGGACGGGGUCGUCAUGUCGGGACAAGUGACCACCCGAAACCUGAGCCUGGCAGUGUCCGAGUGCUUCUGGAAGAUGGUCCGCGAGACGGUCGAGCAGCAGGCAGACGCCUUCAAGGCGACCAGGUUCAACCUCGAAACCGAGUGGAAGAACAACUUUCCCAGAUUACGAGAGCUGGACAGGGACGAGCUCUUCGAGAAAGCCCGCGGGGAAAUCCUGGACGAAAUAGUGAAUCUGUCUCAACUGUCCCCAAGACAUUGGGAGGAAGUCCUGAUGACCAGAAUCUGGGAGAAGGUGUCCAUGCACGUCUUCGAGAACAUCUACCUGCCAGCUGCUCAAACCGGAGACACUGGGACCUUCAACACAGCAGUGGACAUAAAAUUGAAACAGUGGGCUGAGCAGCAACUGCCAGCAAAGAGCGUCGAGAGUGGCUGGGAGUGCCUGAAGCACGAGUUCGAGAAUUUCAUGAGCACGGCGAAGCAGAGUUCAGAUCACGACGACAUUUUCGAUAACCUCAAGAAUGCUGUUGUCAAUGAGGCGAUCCAGAGGCACUCGUGGGAGGAGAAGGCGUCCCAGAUGCUGAGGGUCAUUCAGCUCAACACCCUGGAGGACAGGAAUGUCAAUGACAAGAGGGACUGGGACGAGGCUGUCAGGUUUCUCGAGACUUCUGUCAAAGACAAGCUCCAGAGCACUGAGAAAUUACUGUACGAGAUGCUGGGGCCCAGCAGGAGGGAGAGGAUCUUCUACUGGAUGAGUCAGACUGAGGAGCAGGCGAGACGAUCGGCUGUUAAAAACGAACUCGAUAAGAUUCUUUACUCUGACAAGAGGCAUGCACCGAUGCUCACGCAGGACGAAUUGACCACUGUGAGGAAGAAUCUUCAGAGGAGUGGGCACGAUGUUGAUAAUGAGUUUGUGAGGUCCACUUGGCAUCCGGUUUACAGGAGGUUCUUCCUCCAGCAGAGCUUGACCAGGGCGUAUGACUGCAAGAAGGCUUUUUACAUGUAUCAUAAUGGACAUGAGAAUGAAACUGAGUGCAGCGAUGUCGUGCUGUUCUGGAGGAUUCAGCAGAUGCUGAAGGUCACUUCGAAGGCUUUGAGACAGCAGAUUAUGAAUAGGGAGGCCAGGAGGCUCGACAAGGAGAUCAAGGAGGUGCUGGAGGAUUAUAGCCAGGAUAGUGAGAUCAAGAGGAAAUUGCUGACCGGGAGGAGGGUGGAGCUUGCUGAGGAACUGAAACGCGUAAGACAAAUUCAGGAGAAACUGGAAGAAUUCAUUCAAGCACUAAACAAGGAAAAAUGAGUGGAUUAACGCCGAAACUCCGAGACAUUUAUCAUAUAAUAACGCCAAUGUACAGCGAUCCUGGUGAUCGACGGCUUUAACACCGAUUUAUUUCAAUAAGUGAUGACCGAAGCAGAAGAGGGGCGAUGAUGGACUACCGUUGAACUGUACCCCUGGGUCCCUCCCUCGAUGAUCACAUUGUUUGAUGCUACUGAACAGUCACGACGUAGAAACUGAUUGAAUUGUUUACUGAUUUAUUUCGUCAGUCGAGAGGAUGUAGACCAAAAAGCGAGAAGAUCUUUGAACAAGACAGUUUUAAACUGCACGUUUGUUAGGAAAUGGUGGAAUGAAUAAAAUUGUUCUCACACAGAAAA